This is a messenger RNA of Ochlerotatus camptorhynchus, 3394 nucleotides long. RefSeq names its product dendritic arbor reduction protein 1-like. The coding region runs from base 905 to 2626 and encodes 573 amino acids. Lineage: Eukaryota; Metazoa; Arthropoda; Insecta; Diptera; Culicidae. The transcript is spliced from 6 exons. The record is from RefSeq and is a predicted model, not a curated record. Gene Ontology annotation, biological process: regulation of transcription by RNA polymerase II. Gene Ontology annotation, molecular function: RNA polymerase II cis-regulatory region sequence-specific DNA binding; DNA-binding transcription factor activity, RNA polymerase II-specific.
CGGUGAGUUAAUACGUGUGUGCUUCUUAGGUGCGCAUGAUCCAAGUGAUUGUUGUUGAAUUCUUGGGAUAAGGUUUUCCGCUCUUUACUUGCGUUAAAGUCUCGCGCGCUGCUCGUUGACUAUUUGGCGCGUCGUGUGAGACGUGGCUCAGUGAGGGAGUUGACAUUCGCAUCCACCCACGCGUCCAAUUAACGACAACGGUCGGGUUUAUAGUGCCUGGUGUUCCGUGCGCUGCCUGCGAGAGGAAGUAAACCUGUGGGUUCGCUGAUCUAGAUCAACGUGUGAGAAGCUCAAGUGCAAUAUAGCGCCUUAUUGGCUACGGAGCGGCACGUACGGGGACCUCCCUCGGCGAGUGUGGAUUUUCAAAGCUCAUCUUUACCUGAACCUCUAGUGCGGAAAUGAUCGAAUUGGUUCCAGCAAUUAUUCACGAUUAUUAACGAGUUGUUGUAAGUGGUGCAAGUGAAGAUUGGUGCCGGUGUAUUAUUAUUCGGCAGUGGAACCUAACACCGGUUGUCCGUGAAAAUUGAGCAUAAAACAAGCCGGUGAUUGAUAGUAAUACUAUUUUGGAAACACGUGAAUGGAAAAGGAAAAGAGUGCUAUUCAUGGAUCAAUUAUGUGAUUUCAUGCGCUGAUGAUAAAUGGAAGCAGAUCGGUGGUCGAGUGAAUGUUUUCUAAAGUGGUGUGAGAAAAUAAGCGAAGGCCUCUCAAACUGAAGACAAGAAAGGAUUGCGAAGAUCAAUUGAUGAUUAUUGUUGCUCAGUGACAAGUGGUGGUCCAUAAUAGUAUAAGAGGGUUGUAUUGUGCGUGUUUUGCUGGGAAAGAAACAUUUUGAAAGGCUGCGUGGUUUUCGGAGGACGCAGCAGGGCGCAGACGAGGAUCGGCACAAUCAGGAGGUUUGAAUUUUAUGGAUACAAUAGGUGAUCAGAUCGUGCCAUCACCAAGCUUUUGGGUAAUGCAGUCACCAGAACUAGAAUUUCGGCAUGAGCUGAUGGGGCGCAUAAAUAAAUUGGAAAGUGAUGUCGAGCUGGACGUGGUACCGAUUAAUCAGCAUCAUCCAUCAUCCAGCUCCCCGUUGCCCCAGUCGGCACUGUCCGGCUACGGACCCCAAGGCUACGACUACGGAAAGGAGUUCUUUUUCGCAGGAAGCAAACACCGAGAUGCACUAUGCUCAGAUGGCGAUGAUUCGUUCUUGCGACCUCCUCUGUGGGAGGACAUCACCAGUUCGAUUCAGAACAUUGACCCCGAGAAUGCCAUCAUGCUGGGUACGUUGAACGGUAUACCGCAGGUCAAAACGGAAGCUGUCGAUGAUACGUUUCUGGAACCUCUUUCCUCACCACUGCUGAGCCCGCUGGAAAUCAAAACCGAGAAGAGCCAUUUAAUUCAAAAUAAUAAUAACAACAACAGCAACAACAACAACAACAACAGCAUACACCAAAAUCAGUUACUUAGCGAUAGUAGUUGUAAUAACAGUUCUAGUGUGAAUAGUGCAUUCCUAUCAAAUAGCGAAUCUAAUUACCUGCAUCACUCGCACCCCCACCCGGCAUCUCUUGCCACUAGUCAACAUAUCCAUGCUCAGCAGCACAACCUGAACGGAUACAUGGGAUGCACCAACGGAAGUGGAAGUAUUCAUGGGCUGGCCAAUGUUCACCCAAACGGUCAUCAAAACCAUCAGCAACACACUCAAGGCCAUCACAUACAAGUGAACCAAAACAAUAACUACUACCACUGGCCUUCUCACCAGCCAAACCAUGGAGCGUCACAAAUGUACCACCCAAAGUUCCAUCCACCUACCCAAAGUUCAACCAUCUGUACACCUAUUUCGAGGCUAAUGUACGUUCCACCACUAACUCCGCCGAACUCGGAUCCCGGAAGUCCAGGAACCACACUUCAGAAUCCCCCUCGACGAACACCUCCGCCACCAUACCACCCACAACAGAUCGCAUCCCUGUCGAUCCACUUGGGUCCCAAUGGUCAACAACCUACCCACCAGCAUCAUCAUCCCCACGGGAUACCACCCCAGCAAGUGUCUUCAGUGUCCAUUGUUCCUGCCGGAUCUCAACAGCACCCACCCUCCUCAUCGGCACUGGUAACGGUGAAUCCUAAUAAUCCAAUAGCAAUAGCUUCGAUAGCAAUUGGCAAUAGCAGUUCCGGCCCAGCCGGAAACUCCCAUAGUAGCAACAAUAGCAACAACAACACCAACAAUAACAGUAGUAGUGGUAAUAGUGGUAACAGUUCCGGUAACGGGCGUAAGCGAUCGCAGCACAGUAUCAAUAGUGUGCUCAGUAGUGUUGGUGUCGUGAAGCAUAUCGUAGGUCGGUAUAAUCGACGAAACAAUCCGGAGCUGGAAAAGCGGCGGAUACAUCACUGUGAUUUCAUGGGUUGCACAAAAGUCUACACCAAAAGCUCGCAUCUAAAAGCCCAUCAACGAAUCCAUACAGGCGAAAAGCCGUACACCUGCCAGUGGCCCGAGUGCGAGUGGCGUUUCGCGCGGUCCGAUGAACUGACGAGGCACUACCGUAAACACACCGGUGCCAAACCGUUCAAGUGCAUCGUCUGUGAGAGGAGCUUCGCCCGGAGUGACCACUUGGCGUUGCACAUGAAGCGACAUCUACCAAAAAAUAAGUAGGAUCACGCCACCACCAACCACUGCCGAUUAUGUGUGCGUGUUUGUGUGUGUGAGUGUGAGUGUGUGUAAAGGAAGAGCAGCGAGAGGCAUCACAGUAGCCAUAGAGCCGAAUUUCCCGUUUGGUGUCUGGAUUACUUAAGUCAACGUUCGUGAACACAUUUUCCCGCAAGCUAUCUAAAGUGGCGUAAAAUAUCUCUAGGUAAAUGAGCAGAAUAGGUGGAAUCUUUCGCUGCAACAAAGAGACGAAAGUAAUAUCAGAAGGAAUAGUGACAUAAAGAAAAUCAAACAACUGAAGUAGUGGAGUAGGUCCACGAUUACCGGAAAUUUCUCCCAAAUAAAUAUUGAAUCACCCAAUCAAUAACCUCUAUUGAUUGUUUCAGGCACACUCAAAGUUUAUGCUUGAUGUUGUAUUCAUUCAACCGGUUCUCAGGCACCUGUUUAUUUGGAUUGAUCAGCAUUAAUGGCGCCUACUAAGUUUGCUUACUUCCAUAAAAGAAAAUGCAAGCGCAAGGCAUUGGAUCGGAAACGGUACAUGCCAAGACUGACAAGCUUUAUUUUGCUGAAAAGCGUAACUCUACCAACAGCUAAUCGAUUUAAUUCCAGACCUGGAUUAUUAUUCGCUAAAUAAAGAAGAGAUGUAGCUUCAACCCAUCUAUCGGACGCCACACAGAGGAGUACCUAGAAAAAAAAACUGGCCAAACUAAGGAACAGCUUUUUUUUUGAGGUUUUCUAUGUAGCUUUAUAUGUGUAUACACUUAAUUAUGUACU